Messenger RNA from Carassius carassius (crucian carp), 819 nucleotides. RefSeq lists its product as uncharacterized. The record is from RefSeq and is a predicted model, not a curated record. The coding region runs from base 3 to 689 and encodes 228 amino acids. Lineage: Eukaryota; Metazoa; Chordata; Actinopteri; Cypriniformes; Cyprinidae. The transcript has 5 exons. Gene Ontology annotation, molecular function: oxidoreductase activity, acting on metal ions.
GCAUGAUCUGGGAAAGUGUGUAUAAAUUAGUUGUGUGGCACUGUAUUAUUGCAAAUGAGCUGUUGAAAAAGCCUUUUUCAGGAAUCAUGGAUGCUGUGUUUUUUGGGCUUGUCAUACUACAAGUUGUGACAUCUGUUCUGUCCUAUCCAAGUGGGGCACCAACUUCAGCUUGUGUGGAUAUGAUGCCCAGGCAUGGAGGAGUACAGCCCAAGCCAAACCCUGCUCCAUACACCAUCCAUCCAAGCAGCAAAACUUUUCAGACUGGCAAACCUAUUACAGUUGUAAUCAAAGGUCCAGACUAUAGAGGCGUUCUCCUUGAGGCUCGCUCUGGAUCCGACUCAAUAGCAAUAGGAACCUGGCAGACACCUCCAUCUAACACAAAGUUCUUAGCGUGUUCAGGAAACCAGCAAGGUGCAAUCACCCAUGCGAACACCAACAUAAAAAACAACUCCACUGUAUAUACCUGGAUUCCACCAGCUACAGACAAAAAUGUCAUCUUCAAGGCCACCGUAGCCCAGCAACGCACUGUGUUCUGGGUAGACGUGAUGUCUUCAACUUUGACUUCCAGUAAAGGAGGAACAUCACUUGAUGUAUACAGUAGUGCCGAAAGGAUUGCCACACCAAGGAUUGUAACCCUGUUACUUUUUGUCCUGCUGGCAAUUGUUCAAUACAUGGUUGCUUUAGAAUGAUCCAAUACUGAUUAAGUUAUACUAUCUCAGUUACUCUAUAUAAAAUAUUUAACCAAUAUUAGACAUUAAGACAUAGUUUUAUUUGCCUGACUAAAUAAAAAUAAAUAAUGUAAUGCACAAAAAUGUUUUA